GGGCUUUGCACACGGCCCGCCUCCUGCCUACAAAAGAGCCCGGGCCGGCUGGCUCCACAGCUCCCCAGACAGCUGUUGCUCAUCCUCAUCUGUCUGUCCGAACUCCGCACCUCUCUGCCACAUGGACCCCAACUGCUCCGGCUGCGCUGGCGGCGCCUGCAGCUGCGCGGACUCCUGCAAGUGCAAAGACUGCAAAUGCGGCUCCUGUAAGAAGAGCUGCUGCUCCUGCUGCCCCGCGGGCUGUGCCAAGUGUGCCCAGGGCUGUGUGUGCAAAGGGGCGCCGUCGGACAAGUGCAGCUGCUGCGCCUGAGAUUGGGGGCGGGAAGGGCCCCCUGAUGUAAACAGAACAUUCCUGUGUGCCCCCUUGUCCUUGGCUGCCCUCUUUUUACUAUGAACAAUGUGAAUGACAAUAAAAGUGAUUGAAUGGA
Messenger RNA from Sorex araneus (European shrew), 428 nucleotides. RefSeq names its product metallothionein-2A-like. The record is from RefSeq and is a predicted model, not a curated record. Gene Ontology annotation, molecular function: metal ion binding. Lineage: Eukaryota; Metazoa; Chordata; Mammalia; Eulipotyphla; Soricidae. The transcript is spliced from 3 exons. Bases 122 to 310 code for a protein of 62 amino acids.